UAUACACAAAUAUAUGGGGUCUCGUAUAUCAGUACAUCAAAAAAAAAGAGAAAUUCCUCUAGACUUCAAGCUAAUAGUGUGAAGAAUAAUAUAAUUUUACAAAAUAUGAAUGAUGAUAAUCAAAUAAAUAUGACAGAAUCAAAUGACAAUAAUACAACAUCUUCUUCAACUAUCAGUAAAUCAUCAUCCGUUAAUACUAACAAAAAUAAUAAUAAUAACAUAAAUCGAUAUGGUAGAAAAUUUCAUAAUGAAACAAAUUCUACCUAUUGGUUACCCAAUGAUGAUGAAGAAAUGGAUAGACUUGUUAGUACUCAUCUAUAUAUAUAUAUACAAUACAAAAGAAAUAUUCCUAAAGUGGUAAUUCAAAAUAAAAUGAUACCUUUAGAAAAUGGAGCAAAGAUAUUAGAUGUAGGCUGUGGACCUGGUACAUGGAUUAUGGAUGUUGCAACUGAGUUUCCAACGAGUGAAUGUAUUGGUCUUGACAUGUGCGAUGUAUUCCCAACUAAUAUUAGACCUAAAAAUGUAUCUUUUCAAAUUGGAAAUGUCUUAUUAAAUCGUUUACCCUUUGAAGAUAAUACAUUUGAUAUGGUUUAUUUAAGGUUAUUUAUUUUAGCUUUUAGAAGUCAUGAAUGGAUACCUGUAUUAAAAGAAAUUUUACGUGUAUUAAAACCUGGAGGAUGUUUCUUAAGUUUAGAAGCAUGCAUGUUUGAAGAUGGAAAUGACUUUACAAAAUGCUUUAUAAAUAAUUUUAUCAAAACAAUGCUUAAACGAGAACAAGAACCUUUUAUCGCUAACAAAAUGAAAGACUUUAUGAAAUUAGCAGGAUUUGAUGCUGUCAAAUCUAUCAAGAAGAAUGUUUAUUUAGGUCGACCUGAUCAAGUUAAUAGAGAGUUUUUAUGGGAUUUAAGAACACUUGUUAAAAGUAUUCAACCUUUUUUCGCAGAGCAAGCACAAAUUUCAGAUGAAAAAUAUCCUCAAUAUUUAGAUGAUCUUAUAACAAACUGUCAAAAGCAACCAGAGUGUAUAUGGCCAAUGAUAUCAACAUUAGGAAGAAAGCCAUUAUAAACACACACAUACACACGCACACACACACACUCACUCACUCACUCACUCACACAUUAAUAUUAUAUUAUUAUUGUACAAUAUUUAUUUAUAUUCGUUAUAAAGUUUAUACACCAG
This is a messenger RNA of Cokeromyces recurvatus, 1179 nucleotides long. RefSeq names its product S-adenosyl-L-methionine-dependent methyltransferase. The record is from RefSeq and is a predicted model, not a curated record. The transcript is spliced from 6 exons. The coding region runs from base 106 to 1065 and encodes 319 amino acids. Lineage: Eukaryota; Fungi; Mucoromycota; Mucoromycetes; Mucorales; Mucoraceae. Gene Ontology annotation, molecular function: methyltransferase activity.